AUUGUCUUUGUCACUGCAUUUGGGAAGAGACUACACAUAUAUUUGGACUGCUUUUUGUUUGGACUAAGACACAAAAAAACCCGAGGAAGCAUGGUAUCUGCCGGGCUACAGAUGUUGGGCACGGCCCUGGCCAUCAUUGGCUGGAUCAUGACCAUCGUGAUUUGCGCCCUGCCCAUGUGGAAGGUCACAGCUUUCAUUGGGAACAACAUUGUGACGGCGCAGAUCUCCUGGGAAGGCAUCUGGAUGGCCUGCGUGGUGCAAAGCACCGGGCAGAUGCAGUGCAAGGUCUAUGACUCUAUGCUGGCUCUCAGCUCGGACCUACAGGCCGCCCGCGCACUCUGCGUCAUUUCCAUUUUGGUUGGUGUCAUCGGGAUCCUCCUGGCCAUCGCCGGUGGCAAGUGCACCAACUGUGUGGAAGACGAGAGCUCCAAAGCAAAGGUGGGCAUCGCGGCCGGCGUGGCCUUCAUCGUCUCUGGUCUCCUGUGUCUGAUUCCCGUCUGCUGGACGGCCAACACCAUUAUCAGGGACUUCUACAACCCCUUAGUACCUAGUGCACAGAAAUAUGAGAUCGGAGCUUCUCUGUACAUCGGCUGGGCCGCCGCUGCUCUGUUGCUCAUCGGGGGAGGCUUGCUCUGCUGCAACUGUCCACCCAAAGACAACUACACUGCAAAGUAUUCAGCACCCAAAUCAUCAGGAUCCAAAGGCUACGUGUGAUCCUUUCAAAAGAAGCUUCAACUCUGGACUUGAUCUUCAUGAUGUUGCUGUAUUUUGGCCAGCUGAUAUAGAUGGUGCAUAUUUCAUUGUCUUUGUAUUAUUAGCUGCUCACCAAAGUCAUGACAGUACAACGAUUUACCAUUACAAGCUGUAGCAGAACAAGCAAUGUCAUGACAAACAGCACUGUCUGUCAAAGUUGGGUGUUGCCCUUUUGGGAUUUUUUUGUUUGUUGGAUUGUUUUUGUUGUUUUUUUUUUAAUAACCAAGAGCUUUAAUAUACUGUUGUGCUCUGAUUUAGAUUCGAUAUCAUUUUAUAUUUGACCUGUAUUAUAUAAUACACAUGUAUAGCAUUUAAAUUCUACAUUUUAUGGUUUACAUGUUUUACAUUUCAGUUACUUUCUAUAUCUUAAGAGCUGAUGCUAUGGUGCAUUCUAUGUGUUUUUCUUUUUUUCCACUGUUACAAAACAUUUAAAAUAACUCCAAAUAAACUUUUUUUUUAUUAAAAAAAAAGAA
Pangasianodon hypophthalmus (striped catfish) is the source of this 1226-nucleotide messenger RNA. RefSeq names its product claudin-like protein ZF-A89. NCBI's taxonomy places the organism in Eukaryota, Metazoa, Chordata, Actinopteri, Siluriformes, Pangasiidae. The record is from RefSeq and is a predicted model, not a curated record. Gene Ontology annotation, molecular function: structural molecule activity. Gene Ontology annotation, cellular component: plasma membrane; bicellular tight junction. The transcript has a single exon. The coding region runs from base 91 to 714 and encodes 207 amino acids. Gene Ontology annotation, biological process: cell adhesion; bicellular tight junction assembly.